This is a messenger RNA of Fraxinus pennsylvanica, 456 nucleotides long. The record is from the annotation of a GenBank genome assembly. NCBI's taxonomy places the organism in Eukaryota, Viridiplantae, Streptophyta, Magnoliopsida, Lamiales, Oleaceae.
AUGCAGGACCAAGCUACUAGUUCAAUUGCAGCCAGUUCAUUGCCUUCAAGUAGCGAGAGAUCUUCAAGCUCUGCCCUUCACGUUGAAGUCAAAGAAGGUAUGGAGAGCGAUGAUGAAAUAAGAAGAGUACCGGAGAUGGGUGGAGAGGCGGCUGGGCUGGGAGUUUCCGCCACGGGUCCGGUUCAGCCAUCAGGUGGCGGGCAAAGGAGGAGAGGUAGAAGCCCAGCUGACAAAGAAAACAAGAGGUUGAAACGGUUGUUGAGGAACAGAGUUUCAGCACAACAAGCUAGGGAGAGGAAGAAGGCAUACUUGAUUGAUUUGGAGGCAAGAGUUAAAGAGUUGGAAACUAAGAAUGCAGAGCUCGAAGAGAGGCUUUCGACUAUGCAAAAUGAGAAUCAAAUGCUUAGACAGAUACUGAAAAAUACAACUGCAGGAUCAAAAGACGGGCGAAAGUGA